Molecule: messenger RNA, 2374 nt
Organism: Pyrus x bretschneideri (Chinese white pear)
Lineage: Eukaryota; Viridiplantae; Streptophyta; Magnoliopsida; Rosales; Rosaceae
Product: acid phosphatase 1
Exons: 4
Coding region: 1428-2201 (257 amino acids)
Molecular function (GO): acid phosphatase activity
Source: RefSeq, a predicted model, not a curated record
CAUUAAUUAUCACAUGUUAUGAGCUUUAAUUUUUAAUUGUCUAUCGUUGCCUUUUGUGAGAUUGAUCACAACCUUUUCAUCUAUUAUCUAUAUAUUAGUUGUCCUUAACAAUUAAUACAUGUUUACUUACAGGGAAUAUGAAUUAGAACCAUUUUGAUUCUUGAGUUUUAUGUGUUUACUAAAGUAUGGGAAUUAUUUCACUUCUCAACUGUUUCUAUGUAUUUAUUAACACAGAUAAACAUAUAAAAAGUUUGAAUUUCUCCUUAAAUUUGUAAUCAAAAUUUAAAAAUCAGGAAUCAAAUCAAUUAGGAGGAUCUGGUUGCUCCAGAUUCCAUUUCCUUCAUCUUCCCUAUUUCUAUGUUUUUCGGUUACUUCCACGUAUUUGUCCUUAAAAUUUGUAAUCAAAAUUUAAAUAACCUUGUUUUUUUAUAAGUGAUAUAGAAUAAUCUACACUUAACCAUUUAAACUCCGGAAAGGGAGAUUCAAACACGAAAUCUCGAAUGAAUAAACGAAUGUUCUUAACCAAUUGAAUUACAAAUCACUUACAAAUAAACUUGUAUUAAAAGUAAUUAAAUGUGGAUUAAUAGAUUGCGUACACUUUGAGCCGCUCUAAUUAGUGGAAACGUAUUGUACUUCUACAAAUCAACCGUAAUCAAAUUUUGAACCAAUGACAAUUGUUGGUCAUUACGUAGUCUUUCAUACGUAUACACAAAUGAUGCCAUAUCUGCAACACGAGUCCUUUUUUUUUCUUUUCUUUUUUAAAAUUUAUUACUGUACUUUGGCAAGAAAAUAUUUCAAUUCCUAUAUAAAAUGAUUUACGUAUAGUUCAAGUUCCUUCCUUUGAAAUCACAACAGCAGAGACCUAAUUAAAGUCAGAUUUUUUGUGCUGAUGAAGUUUCCACGAUGUCUCUCUUACUCCAAUAUUUUUUAAUAGUUUUUUAAGUAUAACUUCUCUUCAACCCUCAAAUCCUAUUUUUGGUGAUUCGAUCAAAACAUUUGUUCCCUCCUUGCUUAACAAUGUGGGGAUGAAUAUAUUCCUUCAAAAAUUUAUAAUUUGGAUAAUUUACCUGGAAAUUUCCAGGUUGUUCAGCCAUACAACUUAUAUAAGUCUUCGGUCUUUGUCGAUUUUUAGUUCAUGAGUUGACUUGGCUCAUUUCACCAGUUGAGCUGCUGUAUUUUACAAGUUGAAACAAAAUAUUUAAAUUGCCCAAAACACACUUUCCUUGUUAAAGCCACGAAAAUGACAUGCAAAAGUCCCAAAAGAUUUCGUCAACCCUAACCUCUUUCUUAAGCUCUUUUGAUUGUAAUUUCUCCAAAACCAUUUGGGUUGAUUUGGGAAACUUACUUUGUUAUUUCCUCCGGCCGGCAACCACACACUUUCUUGUCGCCGUCUUCGGGAGAAGGUUUUCCUAUAAAACUAAGCACACAUGAAUAUUAGAGCAAUGAUGAAGCGGACCCAUGAGGCGUUUGUUCUUCUGUUUCUGGCCUUACUCUCCAAGGCAACUAGUGUGAAGCCUUGCCAUAGGCCAAGCCUGCCGCAGUCCGACAGCAGCUUCUGUUUGAGUUGGAGACUGGCGGUGGAGACCAACACUAUGCGUGGGUGGCGCACGGUGCCAAUUCAGUGCUUUCGCUAUGUCGAAAGUUACAUGAUCGGAGGUCAGUAUGAACGGGACAUUGAUUUUAUCGUUGGCCAAGUUCUUAGCUAUGCGAUUGGAAUAGCUUUAUCUGAUGAUGGCAUGGAUGCUUGGAUUUUGGACGUGGAUGACACUUGCAUAUCUAAUCUUUUCUACUACAAGAGCAAGCGAUACGGGUGCGAUCCUUUUGAUUCAUCUGGGUUCAAGGCAUGGGCAAUGACUGGAGGGUGCCCAGCAGUUCCUGGUAUGCUGGGACUUUUUAGCAAGCUGGUGAAUAGUGGCUUUAAGGUGUUCAUGGUCACAGGAAGAGAUGAAGCGACCCUAGGCCAAAUUACUACCGCAAACUUGCAUGAUCAGGGAUUUGUUGGUUACGAACGGCUAAUUUUGAGGACUCCAGUUUACAAAGGGCAGAGCGCAGUUGUGUACAAAUCAAACGUUCGGAGGCAAUUGGUAGAACAAGGUUACAGAAUUUGGGGAAAUAUAGGAGACCAGUGGACUGAUCUUCAAGGAGAUUGUGUUGGCAACCGCACUUUUAAGCUUCCAAAUCCCAUGUACUUUGUCCCUUAAUGAACUGAAUUACCAAACCCUAAACCCUUAUAUUAUCAGAGUUACUAGUGGAGGUCUUGUUACUUUUACUAUGUAUAUUAUCGGAAAAGUAUAAUUAUAUAAAAUCUAUUUUACGUUGUGCCUUAAAUCAUGAUAUAAUAAGAUUCGCAUAAGAAGAAAAAUACUUUCGAGUA